GCACGGAAUUGAUCUCGACAACCCCGGACCAGCCGGUUCGACAAGUUCACUAUUGGCCGCUGCCGCUCAGCAGGGCUACACGCUUGACGGAAACACUUUGAGUUCGCUUGGAAAUCUGUCCAGUGGAUUGUCCGUGAGUGUUGCUGCUAACUACAGCGAUUCCGGAGACUCCACCGGUGCCAGAUCAACGGAUAACGCUACACCUCCAAUGCAUUUCCUUACUCCUCAUGUAGAAAUUUCGAUGGCCGAUGCACCUGCGCCUGUAUUUUCGCCAUCUUUGUGUGAUCAACAAAGAACGAAUGCAGAACCAGGUCAAAGUAGUCAUUCCACGCAAAGAAUGAAUGGCGAAUGUCCUAGCUCACCUCAGUCGGCCGACUCAAAUUCCAAUGCUCCGUCCAGUAGCCAUAUUCAACCGAGCUCUCUGCGGCUUGACCAAGAAACAAGUAUUACUCCAUCAAUAUCGUUAAUUCCAAUUAAACAAGAACCAAACGAAGAAAGCUACGGAAAUAAGCGAAAUGGUACACAAACUGGAAAUGUACAGAUGCAAACGGCAACUUCAAGCAGUCUAAGCUCGCUGAUCAAAGUGUCUCCACUCAAGAGUCUACUGAGAGAAGAUUUAAAGCGCAAAAUUGUUAACCGCAAUUACGUAUCGGGAAGAGGUCGUGCCACUGCUUCUCCCACCUCUCAUCCGGAGAGUUCUCCAAGUGAUCCGGCGACAACAACCAAUGGAACGAUAACAUCAACAGGUCUGGAUCAACCUUCUGAUUCGUCUGUUUGGCGGUUGGGUGGUAAACGUUUGUUAUCAAAUUUACAAUGUAUUUAUUGUGGUAUCGGAUUUCCCGAUCAAACCUUGUAUUUUUUACAUAAAGGUUGUCAUUCGGACGCGAAUCCGUGGAAGUGUAAUAUAUGUGGGGAGCAAUGUUGUAAUGUCUAUGAAUUUAAUUCACAUUUACUAAGUAAGAGUCAUCAGUGACAAUGUUUUUUUUAAGGAAAAGUACAAACUCCAAAGUUUCAUUAAAAAAAGGUAUACUUCAUGGUUGUGAAUAACAAUUAGAAAAUGCUGUUUUAUACAAGAGUAGUUCAUUAACCUUGUUGAUAUUACGCAAUAUUUGCUCAGUGUAGCUACCAAGCAUCUAAAAAGUGAAAAAUUGCUCAGAGUUGCCACAAGUGUUACACUUAUUUAGUAUAGAUAUAAUUAUUGGGAACACUUGCAAACAUUUGUCGUCGCUGCAGUAAAACAAUCUUCACAAACACCACAAACAAAA
Molecule: messenger RNA, 1265 nt
Organism: Photinus pyralis (common eastern firefly)
Lineage: Eukaryota; Metazoa; Arthropoda; Insecta; Coleoptera; Lampyridae
Product: zinc finger and BTB domain-containing protein 49-like
Biological process (GO): regulation of transcription by RNA polymerase II
Molecular function (GO): RNA polymerase II cis-regulatory region sequence-specific DNA binding; DNA-binding transcription factor activity
Source: RefSeq, a predicted model, not a curated record